AUCAAAGCUUGUCAACCUGUGAUCCACUGCAGAACAAUAAAUAGUUAAAGGUCAGGGAGCUUGCACGGCAUGAUAGCACCAUAUUCACGCCGCAUCGGAUGAGCAAAAGCCGGACCGGUGCAGGAUGGAGUAUUCGGCGUCGGAAACGGAGACCGACGACUAUGAACAUCCUUUGUUGGAUGGCUUAGAUCGGGAUAAAGUUGAAAAAGCCCCGGUUUGCGGCUCGUCACGCUAUGGCCUGGCCCUGCUCUCCUGCUACGGUUUCUUUGUGGCGUACGCACUGCGGGUCAACCUCAGUGUCGCCAUGGUGGACAUGCUGAACACCAACGUCACCGGCAACGGCAGCCCCUCCCACUGCCCUCGGCACGCAAGCCCCGCCCGGCCCCAGCACAACCACACGGCCAGCCUGUACGACUGGGACUCUGAGACACAGGGCUGGAUCCUGGGAUCUUUCUUCUAUGGCUACAUCCUGACUCAGAUUCCCGGGGGCUACCUGGCCCGCAGAUACGGGGCCAAGUGGCUCCUCGGACUGGGCAUCCUGGGCACUGUGGUGUUCACCCUGCUUACCCCGCUGGCUGCAGACUUGGGCGCCGGCUACCUCAUCGCUGUCAGGGUGCUGGAGGGCAUUGGCGAGGGGGUGACAUUUCCUGCCAUGCACGCCAUGUGGGCCUCAUGGGCUCCGCCCCUGGAGAGAAGCCGGCUGGUCACCAUAUCCUAUACAGGUGCCCAGCUUGGGACGGUAGUGGCCCUUCCCCUCUCUGGGGAGAUCUGUUUUUAUUUGGACUGGACGUAUGUGUUCUACAUCUUUGGGGCUGUAGGCCUGUUUUGGUUCAUCCUGUGGGUGUUCCUCAUUAGCAAUAGUCCCAGCACACAUCGUAGGAUCUCCGCCCAGGAGAAACUGUACAUCACGUCCUCCCUGAAGAGUGAGCUAUCUCCAUCUUCGGAUCACAUUCCCUGGCUCUCCAUUUGCAAGUCCCUCCCGCUGUGGGCCAUCGUCGUGGCCCAUUUCUCCUACAACUGGACCUUCUACACCCUGCUGACUCUGCUGCCCACCUACAUGAGUGACAUCCUGGGCUUCAGCAUCCAGCAGAAUGGCAUGCUCUCGGCGCUGCCUUACCUGGGCUGCUGGCUGCUGGGGCUCCUGGGGGGCCAGCUUGCAGACCACCUCCGCGAGACGUGCCUCUUCUCCACGGCGUGCGUGCGCAAAGCCCUCACCAUCGUAGGCAUGAUUGGACCAGCUGUGUUUCUGGUGGCGACUGGAUACACUGGCUGUAACUACGUCCUCGCCAUAGUCUUCCUCACGGUCUCCUCGUCUCUGGGCGGUCUCACCGCCUCUGGCUUCAAUAUCAACCACCUGGACAUCGCCCCUUCCUACGCGGGAAUUUUACUGGGCAUCACAAACUCCUUCGCUACCAUCCCCGGGAUGGUGGGGCCUGUCAUCGCUAGGGCUCUUACACAAUACAAUACCAUGGAGGAAUGGCAGACGGUGUUCAUUAUUUCCGCUGGGAUCAAUGUGUUCGGCGCCACCUUCUACACCAUAUUUGGGAAGGGGGAAGUUCAGCCAUGGGCCGUGAAAAAGGAACGAUCCCAUGGGCACUGAGUGCACAGCCCGUGGAGUCCUUGACGCCAGCCUGAAGUAUCGCUGAUUUGCCUAAACCCUGGGAUUAUGGGAAACAAAGUGCUUUGGGCUUUAGCUGUUUAAUCUUGCACACUUUUUGAGGGAGCUGAUUUUAUUACCUGACUGAGAUAUUUUCAACUUAUUUUUUAAACCUUUUUCUGUCCCAUUUUACUGAAAAUGGGGAUGUCUUUUAAUGUUGAUUGGUAGACUGAGCCCUUUUUACGUACCAGUUUUCCCUGUUGGGAUCUGUGGGUUUGAUGUUAUUAUUAGACGAGUUCUCAAGUUCGCUGCAAUGCAUAUCAAUUCAUGCUUAAUUUCCUGCUCUAUUUUUAUGUCUAUUAAAGGUGACUGCCGUUAAAAUCAGGAAGGCGUAGCUGCCUUCAGGAAGAACAUUAACACUACCCAGUUAGGCUGCACUUUUUAACUGAAUAAGUUUUACUGUUGUCCCAGGGAGUUUCAUUUGGGAACCAGGGGGUCCUCCUCAGGUUGGCAGUCUAGAAAAAGAUCUUCUGAGGGUCUUCAUUUUUAUUGACAUACCUUCUUUUCACUGUUAAUCCAAUCAGGGUUGUAGAUAUGGGCAUUAUUUUGUGUUAGUUCUCUAGGUGUCAUGCCUUGUCAGGUACCAUUGGCACUAUUCCACUGCCACCAGGAACCGAGCCGUGCCAUGAGCUGGUGGUUUUCCAUUGUAAAGUAUGCAAGCUGCAGCCACACUGACAUGACCCUGCUUACUAGCAGAACCCAAAGCGUGACCAUACCGAGCUGGUUGUGUCACCACCAUCUGAUUGGUCAAAAUAAACAGAGAUACUGCCGUUCUACACAUGGGUUAUCUGAAGGAAUACGCUUAUAUUUGAUAUAUUAUUCAUUAUUAGUAGUAUCACACAUUGUGAUGUAUAGAUGAAUCCCCAAUAAUAUGGACAGUGAAUAUCUCCAACCACGUUCUGAAAGAGGUACUAUAGAAGAGCUGAAUGGAAUGGAUCCUUAAUGCAAAUUUAUGCAUGCAAAUGGUAAUUCCAGUAGCAUUUCAUACUUGGCCAACAUGGCUAAUCUCACAGAUGUGCUAGUGGAAAUUAGCAUGCAGUUAAAAAAACUAAUCAUCAUCGCACGUAAUAAAUCAUGGUGUACAGAUUGUACUCCGUGUUGAACGGUAAAUAAGUGUCUCUUCGGUUUUUUGUCACUGUCACUCUCCAAACCUGGCAGUGCCUUUACCGAGCUGACCUUUCUGCAGUGGAAAACCGAAUAAGCCGAAACCACACCGUAAGGAGUCCCUGUUCGUGAUACGGCCGGGGUGCAGGUCUGUGCCUGCAUGCCAGUGCAUAAGAGCCACAAGGUACUAGUACCCUUGACUGGUUCUUGUCUCCAUUUCAGUGUCUAAGGAAGUACACAGAUGAUACAAAUAUGAUUCAUUUUCACCUGCGGAAACUGUUUCCACAAAUCUGAAAAGGCCAUUUAUAUUUAGUUGUGAGACGGAUUUAAGAAUUGUAAGUCUGGCCGUGAAAAGAAAAGGGGAAUUUCCUCAAUGGACUGUAGGUACAAUGUGCUUUUUUGUUGCAGCCUUGAAACAAAAAAAAUAAGGGAACUAAUCUUUGAAUCGUUCCCCUGUUAUAAUUUGAUAGAUGUACCUUGUUUAUCAGUGCGGGCGUAAUGUUUGACAGACCCAUUUUUUGAAGGCAGUUUGGGCUCAUUAUAAGACCAUAUUGGUGUUUUUUUUUCUUCUAAAUUUUGUGUAUAUCCAGUUUAUACACGUACUGUUGGGUCCACAGAUUCUGUAUGUGUUCAGUCAUUCAGGUUUACUUAAUGACUUGCAAGAUAAAUAUGUUAAUGCUGAAAACAAUGCAUAAUCAUCUAUUUAAAUAACUUGACAAUGCAAUCCGUAUCAUCCGCAUGGAUAAUUUCAAUUAUCUACCACGUAAUAGCUAAGUGUAAUGUUUUUUUGCAGAAUAAUAUAUGUCCAAACGUUUGUGAUAAAUCUAACUGUUUUUUGCUUGAAUGCUUCAAAAGUACUUUUAAAAGAAACGGUUGCUCUCAUCAGCUUUAUGUCACCUUCUGUGACUUAUAAAACGUUCCAGUUGUAAAGAGGGGGACAUGUAGCUGACGUAGUACAGAAACUUCUUUAACCUCAUGUUUAUGGGUGGAUGUGGACGAGUAGUUUGACUGCCACACCUCAGCGUCUUGCACAUGUGUGAGGCUUCAACAGCCAGUCAUUUGCACUGAAUCGAUGAGAUACACUUAUGUCACUUGAAGUCCGUCUGUACAUAGAAUCUAUGUUUUCAGUGAACGAACUGGUGAAAUGAGAAACUGGAACACUCUAGUGGCCUCUCCUAAUGGAAAUUCCAGUAAAAGUUUUUGACUGUUUCAAAUAGACCAGAAUCCUACAUGGGAACUUCCCCUGCCUUGAGUUCCAUCCUGUCUGUGAUAUGCUUCGGGGUCCUCACGACUAAGUAUUGAAUAAGCUUUUGGAAGAUGGAUAAAUGGUUUCAAAUGAGUUUUUGGGCAGCUGAACUAGUGUGUUGAUUUGAGGUGAAAUUGUACCUUUUAGGUGAUCAGAUGCAGUUUUAGAGAAGGUGAACUAGUUCAUACAUACAUGUGAUCCAGUUGAUAAUCUUUACUGGAAUUUCUAGUAGGUUUGGCAGGAAUAGACUACCUCAUUGUAUUUAGGUGAUCAAUUUGACAAAUAUGAGAAUCACAAGGUUUGUGUCUUAGCCACAUGAUUUUUUUUUGCCCGUGACCAAUGUUUCACACAAAAUAUGCAUCGUACAUCUUGAAAUUAACAUUGUGAAAUUUCAUCUAAUCUGUUCCACUUGAAAUUAAUUUAAAACGCAGUUCUGUUUUUAUGAAAGCUGCCAAAUGUCUAUCAUUGCCUGAUGCCCACAAUAAAAUGGCUUUAAAUGCA
Molecule: messenger RNA, 4508 nt
Organism: Brienomyrus brachyistius
Lineage: Eukaryota; Metazoa; Chordata; Actinopteri; Osteoglossiformes; Mormyridae
Gene: slc17a5
Product: solute carrier family 17 member 5
Exons: 11
Coding region: 125-1600 (491 amino acids)
Biological process (GO): transmembrane transport; monoatomic anion transport
Molecular function (GO): transmembrane transporter activity
Source: RefSeq, a predicted model, not a curated record